Molecule: messenger RNA, 3996 nt
Organism: Linum trigynum
Lineage: Eukaryota; Viridiplantae; Streptophyta; Magnoliopsida; Malpighiales; Linaceae
Source: the annotation of a GenBank genome assembly
CUUUAAAUAUCUGAAUUAAUAUUCAUUAUCUUUGUGAAUGACUAUAUUCACACAUGUCAUAUGUAAAAAUAAAAUAAAAAAUGCGAGUAGAUAAGGCAAAGUAAACAGUAAAUCUGGAAAGUAAAAAAAGAAAAAAAAGUUAGAUUGUGAGGUGUGGGGUGGAGUUAGUUAACUCUCCAUAUGAGCUGGAUCCACUCUUUCAGGAGUGUCCCACCCCACUUUUUUUUCAAAUAGAAAAAAAAUUAUUAUUCUUUAUAAUUUCUUAUAAAAUAUGGGUCAAUUACACAAAUGACUGCUCAAUUUGGGGUCAUAACAAAUUGGUCCAUCGAUGUUGACUUUAAUUAUUCGAAUUAAUUAAUAUUAUCAGCCACUUCAUGUUCAUUCUCUUUCUGCCAAUUUAACGAUUAAAUAGAUGUAUACCUUCCGGUGAAGCUAGAGAUAGGGAUUUAUAUCCGACUCGAACAAAUUCCAUAAGAGAAAGUCAUCAACCACCAUGAAUUAUUGCAUUAGUAAGGAAUAACGGUGCAAUCAAGCUGGAAUCAUGAGAUUGUGAAAAUUAGAGGCCUAUAGUUUCACAUUUUAUGGUCAUCACAUCAAUAUUUUGCAUGAGGUAUUAAGCAAGCUGUUUCAUUUCCAAUCUGCUUCACAAAAUUUCAAGAUGGAUGUCCUGUCUUUAUUUCAGCGCCUUCAAGUUCGUUCACACAACAUUCCCAUCUCCAUUAGAUCAUCAUUGGCCUUUGCAACUUGAAUAGAGGAUAAUUUGAAACCUAGUAACAAAAUUAAGUGUUUGUGCGACCGUUUUUUACCACCUGGUGAGUUUGACAUACCGAGUUGACCAAGUGGAAAAAGAAUCUAAUGAAGAUCGAGCGACGAUGGGGAGUUAUUUUACUUACUCAAAACUUUGGUGACGAUGCCAUUCAAGUAUUAAAAGUUUGAUGACCAAUAUGUAAGUGACUAUAAAGUUUAGUGACCUGUAAUCCACGCUUAUGCAAAGCCCAGCAAAACAGAUGAACUGAGUUUCAAGCUCAUACAAAGCCAUGUCUUAUCACAAAAAGGAAAACAAAAGAAAAUAAUAACUAAAAAUUUCCAUUUGCUUUCCCCCCUCUCCUCAAUAAUUAAUUAAAUAUAUAAAAUAAUAAUUCAUUUUCCCAUAAAAACAAUAAUUGAUUUUUCUUCCACCUUAUCAAAUAAUCCAAAAAAAAAAAAAAAAAAUUCAGCUUCACCUCAUUCAUUUUCUUCCCUCUUUCUCUUCUUUCUUCCCCUAUUCUCUCCAACAGUUCUCGAGCUUCAGUUUUUCUUUCCCCUUUCUUUUCGCUCUCUUCCUUAGAACUCUCGGAGAGAGAGGUUGUCUUCUCGCUCGCCUUAACCUUUCUUCUUCUCACUUUCCUUUUCCCCUAUUCCUUGAUGCCAACUUCCAACUUCAAGCUAAUGUGAAAUUCUCGCUUUCCUCUGUUCUGUCUCUCCUUUAAUACUACCUCUCUUUUUACUGCUUCGUUCUUUCAAUUGCUGUGUGUGGUGGGAUCACACCGUUUGUCUUUUCCCGCUUUGGGUUCCUGCGGGGAGAAAAGGAGUAGAGAAGUAUGAAUCCCAGCAACGGAAAGGGAUCUGUCUCCACUAGCUCGAGGGUUAGCUGGAAAUCUAAUGAAGCCCCGGUUGCUGAUAAGUUUCCGGUGGGACUUCGUGUUAUGGUAGUAGAUGACGAUCCCACUUGCCUUAUGAUUCUGGAAAAGAUGCUCAGAACUUGCAAGUAUGAAGUGAAAAGAUGCAGUAGAGCAGAAGAAGCACUCUCAAUCCUAAGAGGGAAUAGUAAUGGCUACGAUAUAGUCAUUAGCGAUGUCCAUAUGCCAGACAUGGACGGAUUCAAGUUGCUGGAGCAUGUUGGUUUGGAAAUGGAUCUACCUGUUAUAAUGAUGUCCGCGGAUGACUCUAAGAGUGUGGUGAUGAAGGGAGUAACUCAUGGUGCUUGUGAUUACCUGAUAAAGCCGGUCCGGAUCGAGGCUUUGAAGAACAUAUGGCAGCACGUGGUACGAAAGCGGAAGAACGAGUGGAAGGAAGUGGAUCAGCAGUCUGGGAGUGCCGAUGAUGGGCAGCAGCCGAAGUACUCGGAGGAUGGCGAUUAUUCGUCCUCGGUCAAUGAGGGUAAUUGGAGAAACUCCAAGAGAAGGAAAGACGAGGAUGAGGAUGGAGAGGAUAGGGAUGAUACUUCCACGUUGAAGAAGCCUCGUGUUGUUUGGUCUGUCGAGCUGCAUCAACAGUUUGUUGGUGCUGUGAAUCAGCUUGGAAUCGACAAAGCCGUGCCAAAGAAGAUUCUCGAGCUGAUGAAUGUGCCUGGACUCACAAGAGAAAAUGUUGCUAGCCACCUUCAGAAAUAUCGAUUGUAUCUAAGAAGGCUAAGCGGUGUUUCUCCACACCAGAAUAAUUUGGGCAACUCUUUCAUGAACCCUCAAGACCCGGGAUAUGGACCAUUAUCAACGCUUAAUGGAAUCGACUUGCAAACCCUUGCAGCAACCGGUCAGCUGCCAGCACAAAGCCUCGCCACUCUUCAAGCAGCAGGAUUAGGUCGAGCAGUAGUAGCUGCCAAAUCCAGGAUCCCAAUCCCGGUGGUUGACCAGCGGAACCUCUUCAGCUUCGAAAAUCCUAAGCUCUCGUUUGGAGACACCCAACAACCACCACAACAUUUGAACAAUGGGGGGAAGCAGAUUAACAUGCUCCAUGGAAUCCCAACCAACAUGCAGCCCAAGCAGCUAGUGAAUCUGCAGCACCAGGGAAAUUCACUUCCCACUGUUCAGAAUGUUCAAAGUGUACAGAGUGGGUCUCUAUUGAUGCAAAUGACUGAUCAACCACCGUUGAGAGGGCAGCAGCCGAUGGGUAACUAUAAUUCAAUUUCUCAGUCUUCACCAAUGAUGAACUUAAGCAGCAGCUAUCCUCUCCCGAAUAUUCAAGCCAAAAGUGGAUUUCCAGAAGAUUUGACCUCAGAGAUGAAGGGAUCAACUCCAGGAUUCAUGCCUAGCUAUGACAUCUUCAAUGAGUUGAAUCACCAACAGAAGUCCCAUGAUUGGGAAUUGCAAAAUGUAGGGUUAACAUUCAAUGCAACUCAGCAAGCCAAUAAUAGCAUCGAUGUUCUCGGGACUUCAAUCGUAGCAUCUCAUCAUUCGGGCUUCUCGUCAUCGAGCCAAGGAAGUGGCCUGACCAGGAAUGCAUCUACUGUUCAUGCGAACAACAAUAACAAUGCAAUAAGCGUGGGUCAACAUCGUAUGAACAUUAAUAACUUCUACCCCGAUAAUAAUCCAGUUCGAGUUAAGCUCGAACCUCCAUUAUUUCCGGAGCAGUUUGGUCAGGAUGAUCUCAUGAGCGCUCUACUCAGACAACAGCAGGGACAGGGAGGGAUAGAACCGUUGGAGAAUGACUUUGACUUCGAUGGGUAUUCCAUCGACAAUAUUCCCGUCUAGGAAUGAACAAACAAGGUUUUAAGCACGCGUGACGAUCAAGUCCCUCAUGGCGAUGGCCACUGCUGAAUGUACAUACCUGCUGUUGCCUGUGGACCCUCCUGAUUUUUCUCUUCAAGGACAGCAGCAUAGAUAUUCAAAAGUUCUAGUAGCUUCUUGGUUAGGAGGAAAGAGUUUUCUGCAUUCGACGUAGCUGCAUUUCAUUUGUGAAUAUUUGAGGACAAGCUCUCUGCUGUGCUCUGCCGAAGGUGGUGACAUGUAGAAGAACAGGAACGAUCAAAAGGGUUACCACCACCAGCAGCAUGAUAUGCAAUAUUUUUGGAUGGAACUGUUUGGGAGGGAAAGUCCAGCAGAAGCAAAAGAGGAACCAAAAGAAAGCUAAUUCUUAGGAUGGUGGAAAUUUGUGGAGACUUUGUGGUUAUUUGGGUUAGAAAAAUUGAAAUUCAGUGAAGGAGGAUUAUAAGCUUUCAGUAGAAGAUUGCAGGAAGAAUGUAGGGCUGCCUUUUCUUUUUUUCCACUUUUCUAACUCUAAUAACACAUAUUGUCAGGA